UAAUUAAUUAAUUAAUUAUAAGAAGGGAAUGGUGUGUAUAAAUGGAGGUUGUGGUUGGAAGUAGGAAGCAAGAGGCAGAGGAGAGUGAUUAAUGCAGCAGAGAGGAAGAGGCUUUAACCGAAGAUCAAGGAGUUUCUCAAGGUCUCGCCUCGCUAUCGAAGGCACUUAAACAAACAAACAAACAAACUUGUUUAUUUUUAUUAUUAUCAUUCCUUUUCAUUCUUCUUCUUCUUCUUCUUCUCCCAUGGCUGCUUCACCACCACCAUCAUCAGGUACUAUGGAUGAGCGUGAGGUUCAGAAAUCUUACUGGAUUCAGCAUUGUGCCGAUCUGUCAGUCGAGGCAAUGAUGCUCGACUCCAAAGCUUCCGAUCUCGACAAGGAAGAAAGACCUGAGGUUCUUUCCCUACUACCAUCAUAUGAAGGAAAAUCAGUUAUUGAGCUUGGAGCUGGUAUUGGAAGAUUUACUGGAGAGUUGGCCCAAAAAUCUGGUCAAUUGCUUGCUGUGGACUUCAUUGAGAGUGCAAUAAAGAAGAACGAAAGCAUUAACGGACACUACAAAAAUGUCAAGUUUUUGUGUGCUGAUGUCACAUCUCCAAACAUGCAUGUUCCUGAAGGAUCUGUUGAUGUGAUUUUCUCAAACUGGUUACUAAUGUAUCUUUCAGAUAAUGAGGUUGAGAAUUUAGCAGAAAGAAUGAUGAAAUGGUUAAAAGAUGAUGGGUAUAUAUUCUUCCGAGAAUCUUGUUUCCAUCAAUCUGGAGAUUCAAAGAGAAAUUACAAUCCUACUCACUACAGGGAACCCAGAUUUUACACAAAGGUAUUUAAACAAUGCCACAUGAGUGAUAAUUCUGGGGAUUCCUUUGAACUUUCUCUUGUGGGCUGUAAAUGUAUUGGAGCUUAUGUUCGAAACAAAAAGAAUCAAAACCAGAUUUGCUGGAUAUGGCAAAAAGUUAGAUCACAUGAUGAUAGGGGAUUCCAAAAGUUCUUAGAUAAAGUUGAAUAUAGCGAGAAGAGUAUUUUACGAUAUGAGCGUGUGUAUGGUCAAGGCUUUAUAAGCACCGGAGGACUUGAAACGACAAAGGAACUAGUAGCUAAGCUUGAACUAAAUCCUGGCCAGAAAGUACUGGAUGUUGGUUGUGGUGUUGGCGGGGGUGAUUUCUACAUGGCUGAAAAUUUUGAUGUUGAGGUUGUCGGUGUUGACCUCUCCAUAAAUAUGAUUUCCCGUGCUAUUGAACGUGCUAUUGGAUUGAAAUACACUGUUGAAUUUGAUUGUGCUGAUUGCUCUAAAAAAACAUAUACUGAGAAAACGUAUGAUGUAAUCUACACUCGUGAUGCCAUGUUAUACAUCAAAGACAAACCAACAUUAUUCAGAUCAUUUUACAAGUGGUUGAAACCUGGAGGUCAACUUCUAAUUACUGAUUACUGUAAAAGUGCUGGAAGUCCAUCAUCAGAAUUUGCCGAGUACAUUAAGGAAGGAGGAUACUAUAUCCAUGACUUGAAAGAAUACGAGCAGAUGCUGGAGAACGCUGGAUUUGAUGUCAUUGUUGAGGAUCGAACUGAUCAGUUUGUGAGAACACUACAGCAGGAGCUACUUGCUCUUGAGAGCCAGAAGGACGAAUUUAUCCGUGACUUCAGCAAUGAUGACUACAAUGAAAUUGUGGAUAGAUGGAAGGCGAAACAGAUCAGGGGGGAACGUGGGGAGCAGAAGUGGGGUUUGUUCAUUGCUAAGAAAAAAUGAUUCGCUUUAGUCGCAUCAUAUAUAUCAUGUUUUAGUGUGCUAGUUAUGUUAUAUUUAGUCCCGUGUGAAAUUAUGUUUUCCAAAUAGUGGUUUGAAUAACUAUGAUUUAUCAGAUGUAUGUUGAACAAAAAUUAUGUUUUGAAUGCUCUUCUUCAGUAUCCUGUUUUUCUUUGAUUUGACAUA
This is a messenger RNA of Trifolium pratense (red clover), 1918 nucleotides long. RefSeq names its product phosphoethanolamine N-methyltransferase-like. Gene Ontology annotation, biological process: phosphatidylcholine biosynthetic process. Gene Ontology annotation, molecular function: phosphoethanolamine N-methyltransferase activity. Lineage: Eukaryota; Viridiplantae; Streptophyta; Magnoliopsida; Fabales; Fabaceae. The record is from RefSeq and is a predicted model, not a curated record. The transcript is spliced from 12 exons. Bases 245 to 1735 code for a protein of 496 amino acids.